CUCCGCGCCGAGGCAAGGAAAGCGCCGCGCGCAUCGCCCUCAAACAAACCAUCGGAAAAAUAAUGCGGUUCUUCCAAAACAUGUGAAUUUUAGUGCUUUAAAAAUUAUGAUAUAAACAAUAUUAGUAAAAACAUUAACAAUGGCGUGUAAAAAUCUAGUUCUAGUUCUGCUCGUUGUUUCGUGUUUGAAAGCUGAUGAUGAUUUGAGAGACUUCGAAUUUUCGGAUAGUGAUGAUGAGGUGAUGAUCGCGCAGGAGUCGAGGCAUUACCAGACGUUCGUGAAGCCUCCGGUGAGGAUAGUGAAGCCGACUGGUGUCACGAAUUCUCACCGGCCGCAGUAUAACUUGGAUUCCUUUGAGGACGAUGUGGCCCUUGAGGAGUUGGAGGAGUUGUUCGAGACUACGACGAAGAAGGCGUACAAACCAGCUUAUAAGAUAAGGUCUAAGGAGAGCAUGAUAAAGGAGGCUGUGCUGAGGGCGCUGGAGAGGAAGGAUCACGUGGGGAAGUUCGCACAGAUCCUGCCCAUCAUCAGGGCUAUGUCGGGAAGCCAGAGGACGGCGCUGGCGUCGCUUGUGGCCAGCCAGGUCACUACUCCUCCGGGCAGAGCGCCGCUCAAUCUUGCACAGGUGAGGUCAAUGUUCGGCAACAACGCAAACACAACCACAGACCUCAUGCUACCAAUACUGCUAGACAUGGCGAACCUCAUUCGUCGCGCUGACAGGGCCGGCAAACAGUCUAGAGAGGUCCGCAUUUCCAUGCCACCUGCUGCACAACUCCUGCGCAGGUCGUUUACAGAAGACACACACACAGACGAAGAGGACACUACAGUGACAGAAAAAGCUAAAUCAACACCUAAUACUAUUAUUAAACGCAGCCGCAGAAUCGUUCCACGAACACAAGCCAAAGAUAUAGCACACGAUCACAACAGAACAGUUGCGAAUGACACGAAACUGAACAACACUGAGACAGCAAACAAUAAAACAGAUGAAAAGAACGUCACCAAGUCGUCUACGACAGAAGCACCAACAAUCCGAGGAAGAUCAGUCGGCAGCAAGAUUACCAGCGACAAUAGCACCCUGGACCUGACAGCGGACUCUACCAACCAGACCCUCGCCCAAGACCUGCCGGUGGCCGAGAAGCUGAGGGCUCUGAAUAGAUAUGUGGAUAGAAAAGGAAACCUAAUCCGCCGAGGCACGUACCCGCCCAAGCCGUCUCUAGCCCGGCGCACCACCGCGGAGCCGACCCUGAACCCCAUCAGCAGGAGACGGCCCGCCCCGCCGAGGAAGCUGCCCAACCCUGCUGACCAGGCCAAAUGCGAGCUGUUCACUAACACACUCUGUCUGCACGCUGAAGACUAUCCGACGGAAGCCAUAGUGCAGUCCAUCCGGCGCAACAAGGCAGCGGCCGGCGCGCUGCUGGCCGACUUUCGGGACCCGGGAGAGGGCGCGGUGGACGGAGUCACCGCCGCCCAGGAGGCCAAGUACACGGCUGAGCACUACUUGGUGUCCAAUAGACGAGGCGACACAGCCAACCGCGACUUCGCGAGCGCGGGCGAGGCGGGCUUCAUGUGCCCGAGCACGGUGAAGUAUGCGCGGCCGCAGCGAGCGCGUGCCACCUCUGGCCAAUGGAAGUACAUCGUCAACACUGGGGAACAUACCCAGACUUUAAGGCUGGAGAAGUGCUUAAAGCCAAAAGAGUCCUGCACUUAUUUAACUGACAAUUUCAAAUCUAAGUGCGUACAAGUUUACAAUUACCACCGACUGCUUACCUGGGAUCAACAAAAUGGGCUACACAUGGAUAUUUUUAAGGUGCCAACGUGUUGCUCAUGCCACAUAGAGGGCUACAGUGUAUCUUUCCCUCCAGUGGGCCACCGUGUACAUGAAACCUCGGCUGAAAAUGUUCCUGAAGAUUUGUCGUCAGAGCAUGGAAACCACGCCUUUGAAUCAGUCCAAUCUAGCAUCCACAGACCAAGCGUUAGCAAGAGCCCACCGUUUACUCACGGGAAGCCUUUAGAGACAUUCCCACCUUUCAGCGACACUCAUAACUUAAUCUCUGGAGUUUCAUUCAGCAAUUCCAAACUAAAUGAUAACGAAGACAACGGCAGUAUCCCUCCUUCAAGCCCCAUGGACUCUUACGGAAACACAUACUUUCCCGACUCCUUCAAUCAGGCUAGUUCAGUAAGAAAUAUAAAAAGACCUCUAUCAGCCAGAAGCCCAGCGGCAUCAAAUAAUUUUGAAACAAUAACAUUGCCAAGUUACCUAGAACCACCCACACCAUCUGGGCCUGGAUCGUAUACCUUCCUCAAGGAGACUCCAAAUAAAUACAAGAUUACAGGCAGUCAGUUUAAAAGGGGACCAGUAAGACCAAGCCGAAGACCGAUUAGAAAGAAAAUCUCAGGGCCUGACGAUUUGUUGUCAUCUGGAACGUCAGCUGUAGAAUCUUUCACGGACAGUCAUUUGGAGACAAUGGAAGAUUUUAAUGAAGAGUCAGAAGAGCCUGAUGUUGGUCAAGCGACUAUAAACGUUAAUAAUCUUCCUCCAAAAAGAGUCACAAUAGCCCCUAAGCUGCAAUCCGUGACGACUGAACUAAUAUCGACAACAUUUAGGCCUCAAGAUCAAACCAAUGUCAUCAAUGAAAAUUUUACAUCGAAUGGAAAGAGAGUAAAUUAUAAUUACCACCCAAUAAUAGAUUUCUUCGGUGAAGAUGAAAAGGAAAUUGACAACGAAUCAAUAGACAGAGAGGACAACGAGGGCAGUUACAUUUCGCCAGUACAGUCUGAAUGGAAGCCAAUAAACAACCCACCUCCCAGAAAUGUGCAAACAGCUAAUUUAGCUGGUAGAAAGAAACAUAAAUAAUGGAUAGUAGUUAUUAUU
This is a messenger RNA of Ostrinia nubilalis (European corn borer), 2872 nucleotides long. It is a transcript of the gene NT1, whose product is annotated as neurotrophin 1. The record is from RefSeq and is a predicted model, not a curated record. NCBI's taxonomy places the organism in Eukaryota, Metazoa, Arthropoda, Insecta, Lepidoptera, Crambidae. Gene Ontology annotation, molecular function: growth factor activity; Toll binding. Bases 140 to 2854 code for a protein of 904 amino acids. Gene Ontology annotation, biological process: central nervous system formation; innate immune response. Gene Ontology annotation, cellular component: extracellular region. The transcript is spliced from 8 exons.